AUGGCGUCCUCUAGCAAGUAUCCUUACACAGACGUCAUCUUCGGGGUCAAGGGGAAGAUAGGGAUCAUAAAGCUCAAUCGACCUAGGUCGCUCAAUGCUUUCGGCGGCACUCUGCUUCCCGAACUGGCCUCGGCAAUCCGAGAGCUGAAUGAGCAUCCAGAUACCGUUUUCACAGUGCUCACCGGUGAGGGCAGGUUCUUCUCUUCCGGUGCCGAUGUGAAGGCCAGAAAUGCGCAAAACCAAAGAGAAGAAUUCCCCAAUCCCACAGCGAAGAAACUCAACUUCAUGGCAAGUCAGACGACGACUUCGGCCGUCGAGAUCCUCCGCUCCUUGAUCGACCACAAAAAGGUUCUAGUGCUAGCCCUCAACGGCCCCGCCGUGGGUGGCGGUGCUGCCUGGUUUACGGGCGUCGCAGACAUUGUCCUGGCAGCUGAACGCGCAUACCUCCAGGUCCCGUUUAGCGAGCUCGCGCUGGUCCCUGAAUUCGGCUCGGCAACCUCGUUCGCGCAGUCUAUAGGUGUUCAUCGUGCCAACGACUUCCUGCUAUUCGGCCGCAAAUUGACCGUCGAGGAGCUCGAGCAGUGGGGUCUGGUCAACCGGAUUUUCCCAAGUGAAGGGUUUCACGACCAAGUCAUUGAGUUCCUGGAGGGACAACUCGCCGUCAAUGAUGGGAAGAGCAUGAUGGAGGCCAAAAGGUUACAGAACAUCCCACUGCGCAAGGACCGGUUGUUGGCCGUGUACGACGCGGCGGAUGCAUUGGCGGAGAGAGUGAUGGAAGGGGCGCCAGACGAGCGAUUUGCGGCGAAAAAUAGGGAGUUACACCGUGAGUAUACCGCGACACUCGAGGAUGUCUUGCCAUCUCCAGUUUCCCUACAAGUUUAUCAAUAUCUCAGAUGGCUGACCACGACGGACUAG
This is a messenger RNA of Capronia epimyces CBS 606.96, 915 nucleotides long. RefSeq lists its product as uncharacterized. The transcript has 4 exons. Bases 1 to 915 code for a protein of 304 amino acids. The record is from RefSeq and is a predicted model, not a curated record. NCBI's taxonomy places the organism in Eukaryota, Fungi, Ascomycota, Eurotiomycetes, Chaetothyriales, Herpotrichiellaceae. Gene Ontology annotation, biological process: fatty acid beta-oxidation. Gene Ontology annotation, cellular component: peroxisomal matrix.